GGGCUCGGGCGCCCCGGGCCGCCGCUCCGAGCCGCGGGCCUCGACGCUUUUCCCCCACCGAGGCCGAGGCGCCCCGGAGCCAUGGCCGGCCUGAACUUCGGGGUCGCAGGCGCACUGCUGGGCUUCCUGCUGCUGGGCGCGGCGCGCCUGCCGCCCGGAGCCGGUGCCUCUGAGAUCGCACUGCGCCCAGGCAGCGGCAUCACACUGGUCAUCCAGCCGAGGACCCCCGCCCUGCCCGGGAAGUCCUGUUACAUCUUGACUUCCAGAAGACGUGACACCACACUGACCAUCAGGUCUGGGGAAAGAGUAGCGUUUACCUUCAGCUGCCAGAACCCGGAGAGCCACUUUGUCAUGGAGAUCCGGAAGAGUGUGGACUGCGUGUCAGGCCCGUGUCCCUUUGGGGAGGUGCAGCUGGAGCCUUCGACGUCGGUGUUGCCCGCCCUCAACAGAACUUUCAUCUGGGACAUCAAGGCCCACAAGAGCAUCGGGCUGGAGCUGCACUUCUCUCGUCCCCGCCUGAGGCAGAUCGGCCCCGGCGAAGCUUGCCCGGACGGCGUCACUCACUCUAUCAGCGGCCUCAUCAACACCGCUGAGGUCAAGAUCGGAACUUUCUGCAGCAAUGGCACCGUGUCCCGGAUCAAGAUGCAAGAGGGGGUGAAGGUGGCCUUGCACCUGCCGUGGUUCCACCCCAGAAACUUCUCGGGCUUCAGCUUUGCAAACCACACGGCUAUAAAACGUCUGUGCAUCAUCGAGUGCGUGUUCGAGGGUGAGGGCACGGCCACCCUGAUGUCGGCCAACUACCCAGAAGGCUUCCCCGAGGACGAGCUCAUGACGUGGCAGUUCCUGGUCCCCCCGCACUUGCGGUCCAGUGUCUCCUUCCUCAGCUUCAACGUCUCCAACUGUGCGAAGAAGGAGGAGCGGGUGGAGUACUACAUCCCGGGCUCCACCACCAACCCCGAGGUGUUCAAGCUGGGGGACCAGCAGCCCGGGAACAUGGCCGGGACCUUCAACCUCUCCCUGCAGGGCUGCGACCAAGAUGCCCAAAGUCCAGGGAUCCUGCGGCUACGGUUCCAGGUCCUGGUCCAGCAUCCACAGACCGAGAGCAAUAAGACCUACGUGGUUGACUUGAGUAACGAGCAGACCAUGUCAUUGACCAUCGAGCCACGGCCUGUCAAACAUGGCCGCAAGUUUGUCCCCGGCUGCUUCGUGUGCCUGGAGUCGCGGACCUGCAGUGCCAACGUCACCCUGACGUCUGGCUCCAAACACAGGAUCUCCUUCCUGUGUGACAACCUGACCCGCCUGUGGAUGAAUGCCGAGAAAACCCUAAGCUGCCUGGACCCCCGCUACUGCCAGAGGAAGUCCUACCACCUGCAGGUGCCCAGCAACAUCCUCCAGCUGCCCGUGCAGCUGCACGACUUCUCCUGGAAGCUGCUGGUGCCCAAGGACAGGCUUAGUCUGGCGCUGGUGCCGGCGCAGAAGCUGCAGCAGCACACGCACGAGAGGGCCUGCAGCAGCAGCUUCAGCUACCUGCUGGCCAGCGCUGUGCCGGGCCAGGACCUGUACUUCGGCUCCUUCUGCCCCGGAGGCGCCAUCCAGCAGAUCCAGGUGAAGCAGAACGUGUCGGUGACCCUGCGCACCUUCUCGCCCGGCUUCCAGCAGAACGCCUCCAGGCAGGUGCUGAACGUGUCCUUCAUCCCCUUCUUCAAAGAGGAAAGCAUUUUCACCGUGACCCCAGACGCGAAAAGCAAGGUCUACCUGAGGACCCCUAACUGGGACCAGGGCCUGCCAUCCCUCUCCUCGGUGUCCUGGAACAUCAGCGUGCCCAGCAACCAGGUGGCCUGCCUGACCUUCGUCAAGGAGCGGAUGGGCGUGGUGUGCCAGACGGGCCGCGCGUUCAUGAUCAUCCAGGAGCAGCAGACCCGGGCCGAGGAGGUCUUCAGCCUGGAGGAGGCGCUGCCCGAGCCACGCGUCCGCCGUCGCAGCUUCUGGGUCAACGUCUCCAACUGCAGCCCCGCCAGCGGCAAGCAGCUGGACCUGCUCUUCUGGGUCACGCUCACCCCGAGGACUAUGGACCUCACGACCGUUAUCAGCGCGGCGGUGGUAGGUGGCGCCUUCCUGCUGUUGGCCCUUGGACUCAUCAUCUGCUUUGUGAAAAGGAAGAAGAGGAGAAACAAGGGCCCUGCCGUGGGCAUCUACAACGGCAACGCUAACACCCAGAUGCCAAGGCUGCCCAAGUUGUUUCAGGAGCGGAAGGACGACGACGCGCACGUGUACGCCGUCAUCGACGACACCAUGGUGUACGGACAUCUGCUGCAGGAUGCUAGCGGGUCCUUCCUGCAGCCCGAGGUGGACACCUACCGGCCCUUCCAGGGGCUCAUGGGGGACUGCCCUCCCUCCACACCCGCUGUGUGCUCCAGGACCCCGACCUCAAAGUUGGCCUCGGACUACUCACCUCCUCCCGUGCCUUCUGAGUCUGAAGGGGAGCCCUACACCUUCUCCCAGCCCACGAAGGAGGCUGCGGGCAGUGGGCACCCAGACAUUCCCUUGCUGCACACCCAGGGGCCAACAGAGCCGAUGGAGUGAUUCAGACCCAUCCAGCGGCUUCCCUGGACACCACCCCCUUCUGCAGUGACGAGACGCUGCCAACGGUGAAUUCCAGUCUGUCUGGGUGUCAUGAGACACAUCCUCAACUCAGGCUGGGCUGUAAACCAGCCAGCAGAGAGGAGAGAGGCGCGGGCCGUCGGCACAGGGUUGCCCGGAGCCCUGGACUUGGCAGUGGUGGACAGGGGCAGCAGACCUGCUACUACGAGCCCACUCAGUCCCUUUGUGUGAUGAUUUAUCCGGUGGUCCUGUGUGUUAAGAGGUCAACUAUACGACCAGGCAGCUGUUUUUUUUUUUACUUGACUUAGCCACAACUUAUGCUGAUUUGAAUGGCUGGGUUUUGACUGUGGCUGACCACUGGGAGGGGGGGAUAAUCUGCAUUCUCUCCAACCAGAAAAGGGUGUGUGUGCGCGUGUGUCCUGUGUGUGGAAGGUGGCUCUGCGGUGUGCAUGUGUGCAGUACUGAAGCAUGUCUACUUUGAUCAGAGCCUCCUCCUCACACUGCGCAGGUGGUCGUCCCCUAUUGCAAAAACCAGACUCAUUUUGCUCCCCAUUUUCCUUUCAUCCUAGAAAUAAGAGAAAUUUCCUUGAGUUGCCGUGUGUGGCUGUCCCAGCUGUAGCAGUACUUUGUGACUUGAGUAUUUCCAUGCUCUGCAAAUGUUAACUCUACCCCCAGGGAGUGGCCACCUGCGCACCACAGCACGUGACUUGAUGGCAUCACAACAAGACUAUUACUGUCGCGCAGUUCUGGGGAGCAGCAUCCCAACAGGGGUCUGAGCUGAGCUGCCCGGAAGGCCCCGUCAGGUUGGGAUCUUUGGGGUGUCACGGUUCUGCCCACUACACCUUCCUGCCACUGGUGCCUGCUGCAGACUGCAACAUGAUCCAGCCCACAUGGCUGUUUUGGUUCGCCCAGAGCAUCCUUUCUUUACAUCAAAUUUUAAGAUUGUAAAAAUUUUACAUAAAAAUGGAGAUGAGGGAUCUGGGUGUGUUGGGGCUCACGUGGAACUGAGCAGCAGCUUUGCCCUUGGAGGGGGCAUCCAGUGCACCACAGUCCCCACUGCUCCCUGUUGCCUCCCACCGUGAGGCUGAGUGUUUGCUGUCACAGCCCAGUGUCCUGCAGGGUUGCUUUUCUCGCAGUGAGAAGGAAGGGCUGGGACCCCUAUCUCAGGUGAGCAGACAGACCUCGAGGCCGGCAUGUAGUGUCCUACAGUCCCUCACUAUGUUACCAGCCAGCUCCUGUGUGGACAGUGGCCUUGUGGUCCCUGAUGUCUUCUGGGACGAGAGGGGGUGGUGGUGGCUUCUUAGCACCGUCCAAGGUUCAGUCUGUCAGGCAAAAACCUCCUUCCAAAAAAAUGCAUUUGGUGUCUGUGGCUUGGAAAUGCAGCGCCUCGUUCCCACAGCCUUGGCAGAGGAGCUCGUGUCCUGUGAGGUCUCCCGAGCUCUGUGCAGGUGGAGCGGGGGUGGAGCGCCCUCAGUGCUACCUGGGGCCCCCUCCCUCCGGAAAGGCUGGCUCCUGCCCACUUACCCUUGGCCCCUUGACCCGGGGUGCUGGGUAGCCCCUUCCAUGAAGGGCCAGAGGACGGUGGCCUCCUCCUGUCAGCUGAAGGAACCUUGUCUGGAGGCAUGCACUGAGCCCUGGCUCUCCACCGUCUGCCUUCCCUUGCCUCCUGGCCUCUCGGAGCACCUCUCUGCGCUUUGUGUCGCUCCCAGGGCACAGUUGGCCACCUGGGGGCUCGCUGCCCAUCACACACCUCCCUGCCGCUUGCACGUGGCUGCGAGGUUGACUCCCCGAAACCUCAGGUGGGCUUCACAUUCUGAGAAGCUGUGUGCCAGCACAGUGCCUUCGCACACCAAGCCAGCGGGUGCCCAGGCAGCCCUCAUGCCCGUGUGCCCCGCCCGUGAGGACGGCCAGCUCCUCCGGGUCUCACUGCAGGGGCUCUGCCUUGAGUCCGCAGGGACAAGCCCAUGUCCAUCAGACAGAACCUUGGUAAAGGUUCAGAGACUCGUGUGUGCAGAUCUGUAAUGCUUAACUGGAAAUAAUUUAUUCAUUGUAGAUAAUUUUAGCAUUUUAUUCAUUUCCUGUACUUUUUAAAAUAAAGAUU
Messenger RNA from Lepus europaeus (European hare), 4702 nucleotides. It is a transcript of the gene CDCP1, whose product is annotated as CUB domain containing protein 1. NCBI's taxonomy places the organism in Eukaryota, Metazoa, Chordata, Mammalia, Lagomorpha, Leporidae. The record is from RefSeq and is a predicted model, not a curated record. Bases 82 to 2583 code for a protein of 833 amino acids. The transcript has 9 exons.